AUGACCCCACAGCUCUCGUCCAAGGGGCUUCCGCCUCCACCUCUGCGCAUCGACAAACGCAACAUGUCCGACUCGAACCAGAAUCAUGGUGGCUCGCAGCAGUGGCCCAUGCAAGCCCGUGCCACAGCUGGUUCCUCUCACCUCAGUGCAGCUUCCGAACACAAUGAUGCUUCUACAAAGCUCUCGCGCACCCCGAGCGGGCGCUUUCGUAUCCGUGUACCGUCUCUCACCAAACAAGCCAAGAGCACGGAAACAGCGCAGAAUGCUGCUCCGCUGCUGCAGAACGCUCAAUCCCAGCCUGUGCAUUCGCAAUCUCAGAACAGCGGCAAAGUGUGGCAGCCACGAUGGGCGCCAAGACUCAAGCGCACCAAUCCUUCCGAGUCCGUAACCACCUACUCACCCAUCUUGGAUGCUCCACUCCCACCUCUUCCAUCAUCCAUGGCCUCGCCGCCGCCCGCCGUGAAACUCGACGAUACUGGCUUUGGUCGACCGUUCAGCACCGCGGGUCUGCUUGACCUCAAUGCUUCACGCUUCUCGUUCCUCGACAUGAGCAACAUGGACCACGAAAACGAUGCUGACAGCGACGACUCGCAUGGUGCUCCAGCGCUCGUGAACCGGCUCCCGACAAUCUGCGAGCCGCCAACGUCGCAACAUGGCCACUCCAAGCUACCAUUGUCUUCGGCCUCGUCAGCGACCAACGGUCUGGUCGAGCCUGCAACCGCUUCUAGCUCCUUGCAGCCGAGUUCGAGCCGCGAGAUGCUCAAGGUCCUGCAAUCCCCCACUUCCGUCUCGGGGCAAGACACGCCAUCACCCCACGUGUUGCUGCCAACCUCAUCCCCUGCCCUUGCAUCGCUCAUUAGUUCCUUUCCGUCGCCCCUCACCCGCGAUCGUGCAUUGCCUCCAGCUCCAUCGUCUUCUCAUCUGUUACCAACAGAGACGAUGCAGAGCAGCAACGCCACCAGCGGUACCGCUUGGGCCGCUGCUAUGAAGAAGGAGAAUAGCUGGGAUGGAGGAGAACGCUGGCGUACCGAUGGGCUCAAACACGGCGGCUUGCCAACUGGACGUGCCUCCACCGAGCUGCCUUACCUCGACAUGGACGAUGACGAUAGCGGGUCCGAGCUGGUCGAAGCCGCUCCGGCCAACCCCUCGAGUGCGAGCAUGCAACCCCAGCUUAGGCCCUCCUCCAUCUCACCUACAAAGAGUCGCCCCGUCCGCAACCCGCCUCCUCGACCCGCUCCAAACAUGGCGCUUCCGGAUCUGCCUGCCCGAGCAAGCGCGGCGGUGCCAGCCUCUGUUCGCCGGCACACGCCCACCAGCAGCAUCCAACUCGACAUGCAGCAGCAGACAGCGGGACCCGCUUCGGCGUCUUCCUCCAAGUCGGUACAGAGACCACUCAUUCUACCCUCCCUGCGAUCUUCCACAAGCAUCGAUCGAUUAGCUGCCUUGGGCUCGUCCAGCUCGUCUCCUUUGGAUGAGGCUGCUCUUGCCAAAACGACGAAUCGACGCAGUCUCAAGCCAUUGACGCUGUCCCGCAGUGCUUCCACCGACGAGCUGGCCAAGUCUCUCGACAUUCCUCGCGAAACAGUCAAGCAGAUGCUCGAAACAACGCAACACGUAUGGCGAAACCACUUGCUUGGCUCCGUCGCCAUGCACCUCGACCAGCCAAUCACCGGUGGCGGCCUUGAGCGGCUUCCAAGAUCCAGUUCGAGCCCGGUGCUUUCUACCAUGUUUGCAUCUCAGGCCUCGUCCGAUAGCAUCGCCGCUUGCGAAGAUCCGUCCAAGGGAAGUGUGGCCAAACCGCCGGCAGGGAAAAGCAGCAACCGUGCCUCGAUGCUUGGCCUCCCCUACAUUUCUUCGUCCCGACCAUCGUUCGAGCAUCAGAGCCCCGGCUGGGCUGUCACAAAACACAGCAUGGACUCUUCGCGACCUUCCAUGCUCGAAUUGCAGGCCGAGCGUGCCAGGCAUCGCCGUACCUUUCUCGCACGAAGCAGUGAGGAUGGGCCCACAGCCAACUACAACUUUUCUCGACCUAUCCCUCGCGAUGCCAAUGGCACGGACUCGGGAUUGGCUGCAAGCGCAAGCAUGCCCUCGCUCGCGAUGGCCAGACAGGCUCCCAAGCCGCCAGCUCUCCUGCAGAGUCCGCUUCUGCUCAAGGGCGAAUCCGAGGCCACUGGCUUCGCCCAGUUUGUUGCCGACGACGAGCAGGAGAUCCUGGUCGAUUCCAACUCAGAAGCUCACCAGUCCUUUGCGUUGGCUCGCGCACUGCAACCGAGGGACGCCAUCAACUUCGACAAGACAACAGAGGCUGCUCUCAGCGCAGCAAAAUUCAGCGUACACAAACCAGUCCCUGCAUUGCCCCUGCUCAGCAGCGGCGCGUCUCCGAGACUGGUACGACGCAACUCCGACACAGUGCUGAACCGGUUCGCACCCGAGUUCGGCAAGCGUGCUCCAGGCGAGCUUCAUGCUUGGAGCGUCUGCAUCGACGACGAUGGCGUACCUGCCAUUCGCCCUUCUCAAUCAGCUUUCCAUCGCCCAAGCUGCCCGCUGGCAGGCAAGAACAAUGCUACGUGGCAGUGUGGUUGCCGAAACUCCUUCAGCCACAAUGCUGACAUGUCAACGCCGUCUCUGUCUGUGCCAGGCCAGUCUUCGCCUGGUCGCAAUCGAUCGCUGAGUGCCGGCAAUGCGAUGGACCCCAUCCGCCAAGCACAGUUGUGGGGCCAAGUGGAGAAGAACAAGGAGCUUAUCCGAAAGCACCAGCAGGAGAUUGCGGGCUUGCAGGAACAGGUGGUGCGGAUCUCGACCGAGAUGACAUCUGCGCGACCGUCGUUCUCGUCUGCGUUUGCGACUCCGGACCUCGCCUCUGUCACGGCCUUCCCUGCCCCACCGGCCAGGGCGAGUGCGAGCAUUUCGAGCCCAUUCUCUGCCAUGGCGUCGCCGCGACCUGGGAAACCUGCUGUACCGGCCAAGACAACCAGUGUGACUCCAUUCCCGGCCUGGAAUGCAGCUUCCACACCCUUGCCAGAUUUGCCAAAAACGCCUCCUACACAGCAAGCCCAGCCACCUCGAACUCUGCGGGGACGCAUUGCAUCGCUGUCGAAGAUAAGUUUGGCCAAAGACAGCGAGGAUGAUCGGCUAUUCGAAUCGUCGAAACCGAGCCACUCGCGUCUGCGAUCGUCGUCAUCGACAUCGAGCCUAAAUAAGGUGUUCCGCUUCCCAUGGUCGCGCUCUUCAGACAAGGAGCAGGUAUUUCCGGAACCGACUCCGUUCACGUUGGGCGACCGCCGUCACAGCAAGGCGCACUCGAGCGUAUCUUUGCGCGAGAAGGCUCUGCCUCGCGUACGAAUGUACUCGGUCGACGAGUCGAGACCGUUGCCUGCGCCUCCCCUCCAGGAUGCGGCUAUGUCGGGCAAGGACAAGCGAUACCCUCCGAGCUCGCGCAAGUUCUCGUAUGACAUGCUGCGUGGACCAGCGAUGCAUUCGAGCGUGGGAUCGCGACACUUGCGUGGUCGUUCGGGGAGCUCGAAAUCGUCGUCGUUUGGGACGAGCAUCUUUUCGUCCAACGAGAGCCACGAUAUGCACGAGACGUCGCGUUUUGCCAGCUUCCCUCGCUUUGGACGGCGAUGGGAUUCCAUCUCAUCGCGUGGCACCAACGCUUCUGCACGCAAUAGUGCUGAAGUCAGCACACAGCCGAAUGGAUACUCGUUUGGCUCCAUGCCGGCUCUGUCUUCUGUCGCAGCGGGCACGGGCAAACUGAUGCCUGCUCUGCCGAUCGAGGCCGACACGGGGUUGAGACAGCACAAGGACCCCCCUCCUCGACGAAGCUCGCUGCUGCGCAAGUCGCUGGAAGCCGCACCCAGGCGCACACCCAUCCCGAGCGAGUUCCUGCAGGCCAACGAGGGCGGCAUGGCGCCCAUCUCGGAGCUGAGCGAAGUGGGCAGCCCUGCCUCGGGACGAAUCGCUCCUACUCGGGCUGACCCGGAGAUGAGUCCUGUCAGCUUCACGGGGGCUUCGCCGGCGGGGCCUGUGCGGAUGAGCAUGAGCGAGCGAUAUCGUCUGCAAGGACUUACGGUGCCAGCGCCGCUCGCGCUCUCGUCGUCGCUGACGUCGCCUGCACUGGGAUCAGCGGCGGAACCAGGCUCGGGGACCAAGGUGGGAGAAGGCCCUUCGCGAUCGCCCACUUCGCCGCGGUCUGCUAGAUCGCCUCUGCCUGUUGGCUUUUCGCAUGGUGCUCUCACGGUGGCAAGACGUCCCUCGCUCUCGACACGAAGCUGA
This is a messenger RNA of Sporisorium graminicola, 4272 nucleotides long. RefSeq lists its product as uncharacterized. Lineage: Eukaryota; Fungi; Basidiomycota; Ustilaginomycetes; Ustilaginales; Ustilaginaceae. The transcript has a single exon. The coding region runs from base 1 to 4272 and encodes 1423 amino acids. The record is from RefSeq and is a predicted model, not a curated record.